AUGACUGAAAAGGGUGAAGAAAAUAACAAAUCAAACUCAGAAAAUAGUAAAAUUAAUGAGGCAAGUGUUGAAGUAAAGAGAGAUAGUGAAAAACGACAGAGGACUGAAAAGGGUGAAGAAAAUAACAAAUCAAAGGCAGGAAAUAGUAAAGUUAAUAAGGAAAGUGUAGAAGUAAGUAAAAAUGGUGAAAAGCGAAAGAGGACUGAAAAGGGUGAAGAAAAUAACAAAUCAAAGGCAGGAAAUAGUAAAGUUAAUAAGGAAAGUGUAGAAGAUAGUAAAGAUAGUAAAAAACGAAAGAGGACUGAAAAGGGGGCAGAAAAUAAGAAAUCAGAAACAGAGAGUUGUAAAGUAAUAGUAAAACAAAAGACAACUGAAAAUGAAAAUGAAAGUCCAAAUGUAAGUAAAUUUAGUGAUAAACGAAAGAAGACUGAGUAG
This is a messenger RNA of Mercenaria mercenaria, 435 nucleotides long. RefSeq lists its product as uncharacterized. The transcript has a single exon. The record is from RefSeq and is a predicted model, not a curated record. Lineage: Eukaryota; Metazoa; Mollusca; Bivalvia; Venerida; Veneridae. The coding region runs from base 1 to 435 and encodes 144 amino acids.